UGGUGGAGUGGUCUGGUGGACAUGGCGGUGUGGAGGAGAGGUACAUUCCGCCUGCCCCCAUUUAAUGUACUAGAUCAUCACAACAGAUCAAAGUCGUGGAAGUCAUUAGUCAACGAUGCGCAAGUCAAGCUCAAACGUCAGAUGAUAGAAAGUUACGUUCGAUGGUUGUUGGUUUGGGUAAUCUCUCCCAUCCUGAAACCCGCUAUAGUGUCGGAAUGCUUGUAGUUGACACCCUUGCCAAGUAUCUGGGAACUUAUGGGCAUUUCAACAGGCAAUCUUUGGGUUACGUAGCAGUGACAAAAGUUGGUCACCAAGAACUUAUACUAUUGAAACCCUCUGUUGCUUUGAACUUGAAUGGAAGGAGCAUUUCAAAAUCACAAUGUAUAAAGUGAACCCAUCUGAUGUUAUUCUUGUUCAUGAUGACCUUGACAGACCUUUAGGGAAGUACAGUUUUAAACAUGGAGGAAGUGCUGGGGGUCACAACAGAGUAAAAUCAGCAAUUGCAUCUCUUCACUCUGAUAGCCUGAGGAGAGUUCGUGUAGGGGUAGGAAGACCAAGCAAGAGAGAUAAUGUGACAGAAUAUGUCUUGAGCAAUUUUGAUCCGUCAGAGAUGCUUGUCAUGGAAAGAACAAUAGGACAAUGCUGUGAGGUUCUCAUGAAGGAGCUUCAGUUAUUAAGAUCUUAGGAAAGUGUCCACUUUAGUGGAGUGCCAAGGCAAUAGUUUUUAUAACAUAAUUCUGUAGUAUUUAUUUAGUUGCCUCCUAAAAUUCAAUCAUUAUUAAUAGCAUCUUUGACAAAGUUUAUUUCAGCCUUGAAAUUUCAACAUAAAUUUACACUCUCAUUUUCUUAUUUACCUCAAAUAUGUCCUGUUUAACCAUUACCAUCUCAUGACUUUGCCAAGUUUACAUGCCUCUCAAGAAAAUGAAAAAAAAAGGUACUUAAUUUGAUAGUAGCCACCCGUAUUAGCAGUUAUGAACAUGAAAUGUGCAUGAGUAAUUGCACUAUAACUUUGGUGUAUCAUGCCGAAAGUGUUCAUGGCCGUGCACAUUUACAUGCGCUUGAGAGAAGUAUCUGCACACUGCAUGUUUACCAAUAGACCCUCCCUUACGUUAAAAUUACAUUAAUAUACCAUUAAGUUGAUGUAACUUUACUGAUAGGCAAACCUGUGUUAAGCGGUCAGCCACGGGAGAUGGGGCUUAAUAGAGGUUCCACAGAUUAGAAAUGUAAUAAUCAUAAACAUUAAUUUUAUGUAAUUUCUAAACUGUGCCUGUUCUGU
Messenger RNA from Pocillopora verrucosa, 1276 nucleotides. The record is from RefSeq and is a predicted model, not a curated record. Lineage: Eukaryota; Metazoa; Cnidaria; Anthozoa; Scleractinia; Pocilloporidae.